Hemiscyllium ocellatum (epaulette shark) is the source of this 4009-nucleotide messenger RNA. RefSeq names its product hyaluronan-mediated motility receptor (RHAMM) (gene hmmr). Gene Ontology annotation, molecular function: hyaluronic acid binding. The coding region runs from base 39 to 2537 and encodes 832 amino acids. NCBI's taxonomy places the organism in Eukaryota, Metazoa, Chordata, Chondrichthyes, Orectolobiformes, Hemiscylliidae. The transcript is spliced from 22 exons. Gene Ontology annotation, cellular component: membrane. The record is from RefSeq and is a predicted model, not a curated record.
CCGGCGGUUAGGCAGUGAGUCGCGCUCCAGGCUGCGGCAUGUCGUUCCCCAGAGCACCGCUCAAACGCUUCAACGAUAGAGUGGGCUGUGCCCCUGCACCAGGCCAUUAUGAUAUUAAAGAGGUGGAGGGUUCCAAGGGUCCUGUAUCUUUUGAAAAAGCGCACAGAUUUAAAAAGCAAAAAGAUACAGGAAACCCUCAAGUAGUUGUUGAAACUGAGAAGGGUCUGAUAUCACCAAGUUCACGGAAGAAUCUCAAUUUUGGAGCAAACAAUGCCCAGAAGGAUGCUACUUCUGCUUUGGAGCUUAAAAAGCAGAAAAUGUUGGAGCAAGAGAUCCGUUGCCUGCUGCAACAGCGUGGAGAACAGGACAAAAGACUUCAGACCUUAGAAGAGGAGCUGAAGAAGAUCGAAAGUAAACUAACUGCAGUUAUGAGAGAAAAAACAUCGCUGACAUCAAAUAUUGCUUCCCUAGAAAGACAACUUGCUGAUCUCCACAAAGCCAAUGAGUUACUUAAAACAAAGUUUUCUGAUGAUUGUACUAAGAAGAAAAUUAAUGCUCUGUGCUUGGAAUUGAUUGAAGUAAAGAAUAAAACUGAUGCCAAGGACAAGGAGAUCAGCUAUCUUCAGAUUAGUUUGGAAGGUCAAGUGAAACUUCUGCAAGCUGAUUUGGAAGCUUCUAAGGCUGCAGCUGCAGCAUUGCAAGAAAGAAAUGAAUCACUGGAGGAGAUGCAUCAGGAAGCUAAAGCCCAUAACGAAAGCCUGGAGGUAGAAAUGGAUCGAUUUCAUGCUCUCACCGAGGAGCUGCGUGGAGAGAAUAAAGCCUUGCAUGGUUACUUGGAUAAUGCCAACGAACAAGUUCAGGAUCUCCAAAUGCAGUUAAGUUCCAAAGUGAGUGGCUAUGAGAGCAAAUUGGAGCAGCUGUCCAUAGAGACUGAGGACAGGUGCAAGGUCUCAAUAGUGAAGCAACAAGAGGCAGAAAGAAAUCUACUGGUCAUCCAGAGUCUUCUGAAAAAAUCGAAUGAAGAGAUUGCUGUGCUUCAGGGAAAACUGGCUGUAAUAGAGCAGGAGAAAGAUAAGUUGGAGAAAGAUAAAUUUGAAACUGAAACAAAGCUGUCCAUGUCUUUGGAGGAACUCAGUGAGCUAAAAGUGCAGCUUGAAAGGUCUAAAGAAGAGAUCAGUCAAUCAGAGGAUCAGCUUCUUCAGAAGGAAAAGGAACUACUAAAUCUCAAAAACUGUCUAAAACAGAAUGAGGAGUCUCAUUAUCAACAGAUAAAAGAAGUUAAUGAAAAAUAUCAACUACUUGAACAGGAGAAAGAAAGAGCAGAGGCAGAACGUAGCAGGAUGGAACAAAAUUCAACUAAAGAGUUGUCUGAAAUGAAGGAAAAAUUGAAUCAAAUGGAACAAGAUCUGCAGCAGAACCAAGAUGUGCUUUCCUCUGUCAGACAAGAAAAGGAUCUGUCUGAUUCUUUGCGACAGAAGCUUGAAGCCUUCCGGGAAGAAAUGACUAAGGAGAAGCUUCUGCUGGAGGAGGAACUGGAGGCUGCACUAGAUGAGCUUGAACAAUUGCAGCUGAAGGAAGUGGAGGCUGAGGAAUUGGCCAGACGUUUGGAGGAUGAGAACGAACUGCGAGCAAGAGAGCUUGCUAGGCUGCAGGAAGAGCUUGCUGAGAAAAAUGCUGAACUGGAGAAGAUUAAUGAAAAUCACAGUAAAAUUGUCAGUCAGUUGCAUGAGGAGCAGAGUAAAUCGCUAAGAAAGCUGGGAGAUACUGAAGCAGAAUUUGAAUGCUAUAAAUUAUCUGUUACAAAGGAGCUGGGGUGCCUCCAAGACAGCAACUCUACACUGACAAAGCAAGUUGCAGAGUUACUCAAUGAAGCCAAGGACAUGCAGCAGCAGUUAACAGAUGUUCAGCUUUCUAAAGAAAAAGCAAAAGAAGAGUAUGCAAGAAUGCUACUGGAAGUACAAACAAAGCUAGCUCAAAAGGAUGCUGAAGUUAGAAAGUUGGAUGAAGCUUGUAACCUGAGAGUAAUUGAACUUCUGGAACAAAACAAGGCAUGCCAGGAGGUGGAGAAACAGAGCACUGAUACUGUGGGUGAGGAUGUGGUAGCAGAACUAAAAGCUGAAAUACAAAAAUGGCAAGUGCUUUAUGAAGAAUUGCAUAACAAGGUCAAACCUUUCCAGGAGCAGCUUGACUCAUUUGAAAGGGAAAAGAAUUCCCUCCUCAAUGAACAUGGAGCUACACAGGAAGAGCUGAAUAAGCUGAAUGAAGCUUAUGCCAAAUUGCUUGGUCAUCAAAAUCAGAAACAGAAGAUUAAACAUGUAAUGAAGCUGAAGCAGGAAAAUGUGGAGCUGAAACAGGAGCUGGCAAAACUUCGAGCCCAGCUGUCCAAGGACAAGCUGACUGAGCAAAAGUGUCAAGAGCAACGUUGCAAGGCACAAGGUGUCAAACGGUUUGAUCCUGCCAAAGCUUUCAAACAUUCGGUGAAGGAGAAUAUUGCUCCUACAACACCACUGAGAGAAGGGAGCACGAAUAUUCUUUAAGCCAUGCAGUUCUGAUUCCAAGUCUCCAUACAUUUUUAGUGUGAUGAGAUUCUGGUAAUGUUACCCUGGAUCAAAUAGCUUAUAUUCACCAAGAAUGGGUUAAAGAGAAUACUCACAUCAUAACUCAAAGUAGAUCAUUGUAAACCAUUGAAAUUGUCUUGUUGCAGUGAUUUUUUAAAAAAUGUUAUCCUCCCCUGCCUUUUUAAAAUUCAAAUAUGGAUUUAUAAAUAAAUUGUUUAGAUUAUGUAAAUUAUUUUAUGGAUGUUUGUUUAACCUCAUGAACCUAUACAUUGGCAUUGAUUUGUAAAUAGUUCUGUUGGAUUUUCUGAUCAGGUGACAAUCAAUAUACAGAAGAACCAACAGUUCUGGUUUCUCAAACUCCUUAUGAAGAAAAAAGUAAUUUGCAAGCAGCUGGGUUGUUUGCAAAAGGAGCAGCAGAUAAAGAAAUCUAUUAUUGUAAUUGUACACUGUGGUUACUCUGCAAUAACCCCCAUGCCACCUCACAGAUCCACAUAAAAUAAGAUUUUUUUUUACAAAGGGUAACUUUCUUGCAAGUAACGUGUGAGAGACCAUUGUUGUUGUGUCGCUAAAGUCUUACCAGACCACCAUUAGAGAGAGGAGCGACUGGUGGUGAUUUAACCAAGGCCACCAGACCUCUGGUGAAGGAAGAGGUUGAGAAGGAGAGUCCUUCAUGGUAUCCUCAAACUGGAGAUGGGAAUUGACCCCACGCUGUUGGCAUCUCACUGCUCUGCAAACCAAUGAUCCUGCCAACUGAGCUAAACUGAUUCCCAGUGAGAGACUAGUCAUUGUGAAUUUUAGCAUCAUGCACAUUGAAUAUAUAUUCAACUUGUAAGGGAAAUAAAGAUUUGAAACUUUGUCAGAAUGAAGACCAUUACCUUAACAGACUUAAUUAAAACAAGGACCAUCAAUUGGACCCAUUGAUAACCGAAUCUCCAAAGAUCUGGGUAGUACUUGAAGUGACUGAACAUAAAACUUCAAGAGAUCUUGUUAGCAACAGUGCAAACUUAGCUUAUUAAUAAAAUAUUUAACUGUAGCAAAUAAUAAAUCUUUAAGUAGGAAGACACUGGUCCAUUGUUUUAAGUAUUUGCAGGAUCUUUAUUUGGGUAGCAUUCAAUAUUGCAAUAUAAUUGCCAGCUUAUUUUGUGAUGCAAGCAGUGAGGUUAAGAGACUUGAUGUGGUUCCCCAACACGCAGUCUGAAUUGUAAUUGAGUCACUCCAAAGGCUUCCCAAUUGUUUGGAAGUUGUCAAAGGGUGCAGACGAUGAUCCUGUUUUCAAUGCAACUAUUUUAAUAGCAGUUAGGAACUGAACUUGAGACUUGCAGUUGAAUAUUUGAAAAAAUUGUAUCUUUUGGUGUUUAACAUUGUAAAUAUGUAACGCUUUAAGUUACAACCUUGGAUAGUGAAUGGUCAGAAUGACACUGAUGUACAAAAAGAAUUGGAUGUGAAAAUAA